AUGUUCAAAAAACUAAUUCUUAUUAACUUAUUAAUAUUCGUAAUAUUGACAGAAUCAAGUCAAUAAUAAAAUAAUGGUGUUGUAAAUGCUUCAACUGAAUGUUAAGAAGGCUAUUAUUAUGAUUAAGAUACUCGUGAGUGUGCUUCUUGCCAAACUAAAUUCGGUAACUGUUUAUAAUGUACUCAAAAUAGUUGCUCUUAAUGUGUUACUGGAUAUUUAAUACUUGAUUCUGAUACAUAAUGCAUCAAAAGUACUUUAAUAGAUAAACAUAUUGGAGAUCAUUGUCAUGAAGGAUGUGAUAUAUGUUACCUAUCAGGAGAAUGUAUGGAAUGUUUGGAUGGUUAUUAUAUAAAUUUAGAAGAAAAUGAAGACACAACUUGUGUUAUUUGUACUAGUAAAUUUGAUAAUUGUUAAAGAUGUACUAAAAAUAGUUGCACUAGAUGUUAGGCUGGUUAUUCAAAAAAUAACUCUGAUUAAUGCUAAAAAGAAUCUACUACAGAUGAUAAUAGCGUACAAUAUGGAGAAUCUUGCAGUUAAGGAUGUGACAUAUGUUCUUAAUCUGGAGAAUGUUUAUAAUGUUCAGAUGGCUUUUAUGAAGAUUCUAGUGUAAAUGGAAAUAAAGUAUGUAAUAGUUGUAGUAGUAAAUUCAGUAAUUGCUAAAGAUGCACUUAUAGUUUUUGCGAAAGAUGUAUUACUAGAUAUUCGUAUGAUAAACCUGAAAAAAAUUGCAAAGAAGGCGAUGGUACCAAAGGAAAUUUAGCAACUUUUUGCUUUGAUGGAUGUUAUUUAUGUGAUGAAUCUGGAAAAUGUAACGAAUGUUGGGACGGUUAUUAUGAUGAUUAGGAAGAUAAUGAAAAUUAACAUUGUCUAAGUUGUAGUAGUAAAUUCAUUAAUUGUGUAACAUGUGAUAAAAAAAAUUGCACCUAAUGUAAAGAUGGAUACUAUUUUAAUGAAUCUCAAUAAUAAUGCUUAAUAAAUCCGACUUCUUGA
This is a messenger RNA of Ichthyophthirius multifiliis, 990 nucleotides long. RefSeq names its product neurohypophysial n-terminal domain protein. The transcript has a single exon. The record is from RefSeq and is a predicted model, not a curated record. Lineage: Eukaryota; Ciliophora; Oligohymenophorea; Hymenostomatida.